AACAAUCCAUUAGCUCAGGAUGAAGCAUUAAAAUUGGAUCUCAUACCUUACCUUCUAGACUUACUGUCUUCUGAAACAGAUAUAAAAGUUUCUUCUCGUCUUUUAUACGCUUUAUCCAGUGUAGUUCGUGGUAACAAAGAGUCAAUACAGUCUAUCAAUGAUAAUCAAGGAUUGUCACGGUUGGCAACUGUAUACCAAAAAUUAGACAAUAAUGAUUUCCGUGCAAAAUGUGCCGUAUUCGUUGCCGAUUUUAUAGAUCCGAAUAUGUUCAAUAUUGUUCAUAACAAGUUUAAUCUUUUCGAUCAAACUCAUCAUGAUAUUGUUUCUCCAUUUGAGUAUGUCAUCGAAAUCUGGUGCAAUUUACUUCAGGAUACAUUAUUCGAUGAUAUGGGCAAUGAUAAGGAAAUCGAUUUUGAUACACGUGAAAAAAUACUUAGCGGAAUAUCCAUGAUCAAGAGUCAAUAUUCACGUCAGUGCCCUAUUCAUAUCGGAUUUAAAAAUUGGUUAUCAAAGCAAACUAAUUCGGAUAGUGAUGAAUAUUUAAGUUUAGUUAAUCAAGUCAAAAUCCAAUAUGGAUUAACUUGA
Molecule: messenger RNA, 585 nt
Organism: Racocetra persica
Lineage: Eukaryota; Fungi; Glomeromycota; Glomeromycetes; Diversisporales; Gigasporaceae
Source: the annotation of a GenBank genome assembly